AUGAAGCUGCACAUGUGUCUUCUUUCCCUCUCUACAAUGGUCCGACACAAAUUCAUCGAUAUCGGCGUCAACCUGACCGAUCCGGUAUUCCGAGGGCUCUCCAGAGGCAAACGCAAGCACCAAGAUGAUUUCCAGGACAUGAUUGACAGAGCUGUCCACGUGGGCGUCGAGAAGUUUCUGAUUACAGGAGGAAGCCUGCAAGACAGCGAGGAUGCCGUCCGUCUAGCCCACAGCAGAGACGACUUCUACUGUACGGUGGGCUGCCAUCCGACCCGCUGCGGGCAAUUUGAGGAGGGCGACGGUGCCGUCGACUAUCUGUCCCGACUCCAGCGUUUGGCGGAAGACAACCCGACCAAAGCGGUCGCCAUCGGAGAGUGCGGACUAGAUUUUGACAGGUUGGAAUUUUGCCCCAAAGAAACUCAACUCAAAUACUUUGAGAUGCAGUUUGAUCUGGCCGAGGCAACCAAGCUUCCCAUGUUCCUGCACUGCCGCAACGCUCAUCAGGACUUUGUAGACAUCAUGAGAAGAAAUCGAGACAGAUGCGUGGGAGGCGUAGUUCACUCCUUCGACGGGACCGCGGAGGAAGCCGCCGCCCUCAUCGAUCUGGACCUCUACAUCGGGAUAAACGGCUGUUCGCUUAAAAGCGAGGCCAAUGUGGAAGCCGUCAAGCGAAUUCCCACCGAGAGACUAAUGAUAGAAACAGAUGCGCCGUGGUGCGGUGUCAAGAGCACGCACGCAGGAUUCAAAUACAUCAAGACCACCUUUCCCACCAAGAAGAAGUGGGAGGCGGGGCAUUGUUUGAAGGACCGGAACGAGCCGUGUCACAUCAUACAAAUCCUGGAGGUGAUGGCCGCGGCGAGGGAGGAGGACCCCUCGGAGCUCUCCGCAAGCAUCUACCGCAACACUAGAAAGGUUUUCUUCCCUGCUAAAUGA
Messenger RNA from Nerophis lumbriciformis (worm pipefish), 933 nucleotides. The record is from RefSeq and is a predicted model, not a curated record. Lineage: Eukaryota; Metazoa; Chordata; Actinopteri; Syngnathiformes; Syngnathidae.